AUGAGUGGAGGUGGAGGCGGCGGCAGCUAUCUAUUGGGAACGUCUCCGAUUGUGGCGGCACCGUCACGCAGCGAAUCGCGACCGACACCACGAGGCGCUCCUCGGGGACUUGUUGUUCCGUUCAUGCACACAGCAAGACAGGUACGCUACGUGCACACCACCGAAAUGAAACGUCUGAUCGCCGAACUGGAUAGCCGACUGCAAGACUGUCGUAUGUUGGCUUCACCACGAUCGUCGUCCACUAUGAGCUCAUACGGAUCAUCAAAACGGCUAGGUCCAUACCAGAACCAAUAG
Molecule: messenger RNA, 294 nt
Organism: Cooperia oncophora
Lineage: Eukaryota; Metazoa; Nematoda; Chromadorea; Rhabditida; Trichostrongylidae
Source: the annotation of a GenBank genome assembly